Messenger RNA from Enterobius vermicularis (human pinworm), 1062 nucleotides. The record is from the annotation of a GenBank genome assembly. NCBI's taxonomy places the organism in Eukaryota, Metazoa, Nematoda, Chromadorea, Rhabditida, Oxyuridae.
AUGUAUGAAAAUUAUACAAAAUGCUUGCCAGAAAAAAGCCUCGACUUAACAAUAACAUCGAUAGAUAGAGCUCUAUUAUCUUAUAUUUUUCCCGUGCAAUUUGUAAUAGGAUUCGUUGGAAACUUGCUGAUUUUGUGGGUAAUUGACAGUGAUAAAUUCAAAAAUCGAGCUAACGAUAUGUUAGCAGCAGUAAGCUUCGCAGACCUGGUAUUCCUCGUGUUGAUGUUACCACACAGUCUGGCAGCUUUUAAAAAAUUUGAAAGAAGUUUAACCUUUCGCCUUAUCUACUUGUCUACAAAGCAAACUCUUGGAGCAUUGGCAAACUGGAUGUCUGCCUCAGCUAUAUGGUUAAUUUUGGCAGUAUCUGUUGAACGACUUCUGGUAAUUCGACGCCCUCUGCGAUCUCGUUUUUAUUGGAAGAAGCGGGUCAAGUACUUCGUUCUUUUAUCAAUUUUUGCUGCUACUGGUGUUCUAACGACAUAUCAUCAUUUUGAAUAUGACUGCCAGAUGUUUUUCACAUGUAAUGGUGCACAACUGUCGCAAGCAUGCUAUUCUGCGACAGAUGAAAAACAUCCAGUAUCUUGGAUGAAUUCGAACGUAGUUUAUACCUCACCAAUGAAACGUCACUUUAUAUGGAUCAGCACUCUUUGCAAUGCUUUGUUGGUGGUGUUCAUUCCGAUUGUUCUCGUGGUUGUCCUAAACACCCUGCUUGUAUGGCAACUUCAUAUCAGUGAAAAUACCGCUCGUUUGCAUGCAGAUGGCACUUCACUGCGUGCUAUACAACAAAUGCAGUUUCAGCGACAAAAAUAUCGGGUUACAGUGACUGUCGUAGCAAUAGCUUUUUCUUUUUCGAUAACUCAAGGACCAUCAGCAAUAAUGGUACUAUGGGAACUACGCGGAGGCUACGCGAGUCGGAGCGCUCACUUCUUAACAAUCUUCAGUAUAACUAAUACCUUAGUGGUUUUUGGCAAAAUGACCAACUUUGCUCUUUUUUGGUUCUUUUCAUCGCAUUUUCGGCGCAAAUUCAUUGGCCUUAUUAUUCGCAAGUUCCCUAAGGUUUAG